UUGUUGGUUUCAUGUAACGCAAUUGUUUAAGAGCUUUGAUGACUGUCACGCUGGCAUAUUGUUUCGUUGAUAAUAAUAAUAUGCAUGCAAAAAUUUCAGCAUACCUGGCACGGGUAAGAGUUAUGGAUAUUAUUCGAUUCAGAUAUGAAGUAAUUAUGUAACAUGUGAAGCCUGGUAAAGGAAUGAAAAUAACUUGACGCCGUUCUCAUAUUUUUAACUUGCCUGACCGGAGAAAAGUAAUCUGCCCCGGGACUUAAAAAAAGAGUUGUUGUAAUCAUAACAGCGAGCACGAGCCGGAUGCACGUGAAUGACACAUGAUGUUGACAUUUCGUAAUGUUCUUUUGUGAUCACUCGAGUGCUGAUUUGCAUCUCAACACAACAUUGUACUGUCAAAAAAAGUAGGUGUCGAUUGAUAUUGACCAGCAUUUCCUGCGUCCGAGCUAAAUUUGAUCUUGCGGCCCCUGUAUUGACGUCAAUAGUGAAAUUCUACACUACUUGUGAUACUGCAAUUCUUGUACAAGCAUGUGCAAGUGACCGAUAACAAAACAGUUACCACGUCGGAGCUUCAAUAUUUGCAUCUUCGUCCAGGGUUGCUUGUGCACUUGGCAGUAGCGUUUCAGCUACAUUGUUUACAUUCAAUUUUUUGAUUUUGCAAGUCAACUACAGUUUUGCAGAAUGAAAGGCAGAAGGCCUAGUACCCGCAGCGCAUCAAGUCGCACUGGUCUUGUUGAUUCGCCAGGAAGAAAGAUGCUUUCUGAGGUUCUUCUUGUUUGCGAGCUGUUGUUGUUUAUUACGCUCGCGGCUCUAACAGGUGGUAAGCCGAUUUCAGCAUCGACAAAUGGUCAGAAAAAACGGCCUCAAGAAAGAUAACAAAACAACAUGGUCCAACAACUUCUAGAUGACAUUGUGGUGGCAGGCCUGGCUUGCAGGCUUCCAGAGUCUGAUAAUGCAGAGGAAUUUUGGUCUCAUCUGAUGAACAAGGAAGAUAUGGUGACAGAAGAUGAUAGACGCUGGACGCCUGGACUUCAUGGCCUGCCUAAACGUAGUGGCAAACUCAAAGAUAUCAAGCACUUUGACGCAACCUUUUUUGGUGUUCAUGCAAAGCAAGCCCAUAAAAUGGAUCCUCAACUAAGAAUCUUACUUGAAUUAACAUACGAAGCACUGAUUGAUGCAGGUGUUGAUCCACAAAAAGUUCGUAAUUCCAAGACUGGUGUCUUUGUCGGUGCCAGUGGCUCUGAAGCUGGUGAAGCAUUCAGUGCAAACACUGAAGAUAUUGUCGGCUAUGGUAUGACCGGUUGUUGCCGAGCAAUGUUUGCAAAUCGUGUAUCUUUCACAUUUGACUUCAAAGGACCAAGCUUUGCCAUUGACACUGCUUGUUCCUCAUCACUGCUUGCUAUGGACUGUGCAGUGCAAGCUAUCAGAUCAGGAAGUUGUGAUGCUGCCAUUGUGGGUGGCGUAAGUCUGACAUUAAAGCCCAACACUUCUGUAGACUUUUUAAGGCUCAACAUGUUGUCCCCCGAUGGUGCAUGUAAAUCAUUUGAUGUCAGUGGUAAUGGAUAUUGCCGUUCAGAGGGUGCUGUGGCCAUUUACUUGACAAAAAGAUCUGUUGCCAAGAGGAUAUACGCUCAUGUUGUUAACUCAAAGAACAAUUCAGAUGGAUACAAGACACAAGGUGUGACAUACCCAAGUGGGGCAGUUCAGAAGCAACUGCUGGAUCAAGUGUAUGGUGAAGCCAAUAUUAACCCUUCAGAUGUUGCAUAUGUUGAAGCUCAUGGCACAGGCACAAAGGCUGGUGACCCUGAAGAGCUGAAUGCAAUCACAUCUGUCUUCUGCAAGAACCGUCCUGGACCCCUGCUCAUUGGCUCAGUCAAGUCUAACAUGGGACAUCCUGAACCAGCAUCGGGACUGUGUGGAGUGACCAAGGUCUUGCUUGCCAUGCAGCAUGGUGUCAUCCCUCCUAACCUGCACUUCAAUUCUCCAAACCCUGACAUCCCAUCUCUUCUUGAUGGAAGGCUCAAGGUUGUGUCAGAACCUAUGCCUUGGAAAGGUGGCCUUGUUGGAAUAAACUCAUUUGGAUUUGGUGGAUCCAAUGUGCAUGUUAUCCUUCAGUCUCCAGAAACACCUGAGCCAGAAGUACCUGAGAAGCCCACUUUACCAAUAGUGGUGCCUGCAUCAGGAAGAACAGAAGAAGGUGUCAACAAAAUGCUGAAAUUUGCGAGAGAGAAUAUUGAAAGCAAAGACCUGUUAUCUUUGCUGACAGAAAUUUCAUCAAGACCCCUCAAUACCUUCACCCACAGGGGUUACGCCAUCAUUGGCAGUGAAAAUGAGAUUGAAGAUAUUAUGAAAGUGCAAUCAAACACUCGCCCCAUCUGGUAUGUGUUCUCGGGUAUGGGCAGCCAGUGGCCUGGCAUGGGAGAGAGGUUGAUGCAGAUCCCCACAUUCUGUGAAUCGAUUUCCAAAACUGCGGAAAUUUUGAAGGACUUUGGAGUUGACUUAGUGAAGAUCAUCAUGGAGAGUGAUGCAAACACCUAUAAUGACACCAUCAACUCUUUUGUGGGAUUAGCUUCCAUUCAGAUUGCACUGGUGGACUGUUUAAGAGCUUUGGGAAUAACACCUGAUGGAAUUGUUGGACACAGUGUUGGAGAACUUGGUUGUGCUUAUGCAGAUGGAAGUUUUACUGCCAAAGAAGUUAUUUUAGCAGCUUAUUGGAGAGGUCGUUGUGUCCAGGAAGCCAAACUUCCUGCCGGAGCCAUGGCUGCUGUGGGUCUGACAUGGGAAGAAGCUAAGAAAAGGUGCCCUGAAGGUGUGCAUCCAGCCUGUCAUAAUGCUGUGGAUACUGUCACCAUUUCUGGUGAUGCUGCUGCUGUUAGCAAUUUUGUACAAGAGUUAAAGAAUGAAGAAAUCUUUGCCAAGGAAGUCCACACUUCAGGUGUGGCAUUCCAUUCAAAGUAUAUGGCUCUCAUUGCCCCAACACUUAAGGAAUCUCUGGUGAAAUUCAUAGUUCCCAAGAAGAGGUCAUCACGUUGGAUGAGUACAUCCAUUCCUGAAGAUAAGUGGGAUACCGAGCUGGCUAAGUACUCCUCGGCCGAUUACCAUGUGAACAAUUUAGUCAGCCCAGUUCUGUUCCAAGAGGCCUUAGCAAAGGUCCCAGAUGACGCUGUUGUCAUUGAAAUUGCUCCACACUGUCUUCUGCAAGCCAUCCUUAAAAGAUCCCUCAACCCACACACUGUCAACAUCCCUCUGAUGAAGAGAAAGCAUCCAAACAACUUGGAGUUCUUCUUGACAGGCCUUGGGAAAUUGUACGCAAGUGGAAUCGACUAUGACCCAACUCUGAUCACAACAACCAAGGCAGCUUUUCCAGUGCAUAUCUCAACACCCUCCAUUGCUCCACACAUAGGAUGGGACCAUUCUCAGGAAUGGGAUGUCCCUUCAUCUGCUGAUUUCCAGUUUAGCAGCAGUGGUGGAACAGCAACGUCAUGCAACUUUGAGAUCGACAUAUCACCAUCUUCAACAACAGACAAGUACCUUGAAGGGCAUUGUAUUGAUGGGCGAGUUCUCUUCCCUGCUACUGGUUAUUUGGUGUUAGCAUGGAAGACCCUUGCCAAAUCUGCUGGUCUUCUUUUAGAGCACGCGCCAGUGGCCUUUGAAGAUGUAACCAUCCACAGGGCUAUCAUUCUGCCAAAGACAGGCACCGUCACCCUGACAGUUCAUCUCAUGCCAGCUUCCAACAAGUUUGACGUGUCUGAAGGAGAAAGUCUGGCAGUGUCUGGCAAGAUCUUUAUGCCAGAGUUGCCUGCAUUGAGUGAAGACUUUAAGGAUGCUCCCCCGGUUGAAGACGAGGUGCAUCUGACAGCAGACUGUAUCUACAAAGAGCUCAGGCUGCGUGGUUAUGACUAUGGACCCACCUUCCAAGGAAUACUGGGAGCAAACAGCUCGGGCACAAAAGGUGAGCUUAAGUGGACAGGCGAGUGGGUGUCAUUCCUUGACACAAUGCUCCAGUUGUCUGUCUUGAGACUUCCUGGACGUGGAUUGAGGUUGCCUACCAGGAUACGUUCAUUACGUAUUGAUCCCUCCAUCCAUUUGGAGAAAGCAAAGGAAGGCACGUGUGAGGUGAAGGUUGAUCCAAAGAUGGACAUGGUUGUGGCUGGUGGUGUAGAGCUCAAAGGCCUUCAUGCAACUGUAGCACCAAGGAGACAAGAUGGUCAAGCUCCCGUCCUAGAAAAGUUCACGUUUGUUCCAUACAUUGAUGGGCCAACUCCCAAAGAAUCUAGCAUGGACGGCAUCAGCAAAGAAGGUCUCUUCAACGCUAUACAAGAGGGCCCGCUCUUGAAAGUCAUGCUGGACACCGUCAUCGAGAACAAGAUCGGAACCAACUUGAAAAUCUGUGAGGUGGGUGCCGCAGAAGGGAAGGUGUUCUCACGCGCUGUGCCUUUGCUAAGUCUUCAUCCACUGGUUCAGUUGAGCUAUACAGCGACGGACAAGACUGAAGAUCUUGUGGCUACUAUCACCGAAGCUGCCUCUGAUGAUACCAUCGACGUCUGCGCUUGGGACGUAGCCAAGAAACCUCCUGGUGGUGUGAACAAGAGUGACCUUGUCAUCGCCUCAAAUUUGAUUCACCAGACAUCUGAUCUCUCCAGUGCUUUGGAGAACAUUAAGUCAGCCCUCGGACCGCGAGGUUUUCUCCUCCUGCACGAGGUUACAGCUAGCCUAGAGACGGCUCGAGCAAUUUUUGGGAAGAACGGCUUUACCCCUAGCGGACAAGAGCAAAAGUACUUCUUAACCGAUCAACAGUGGGUGAAAACGUUAGAGGCUGUUGGACUCAGUGUUGUGUCGCUGAAAAAGCUUGGCUCUGUGUCAACUCUUCUUCUCUGUAGGUUCACCAACAAUGCAGAAGAAAAGCCAGUCUUCUUCGAUGUGGAUGAUUCUUUCGAGUUCGUACCACUGCUUCAAACCGCCCUUGCCUCAAACGACAAGACGCCCAUCUGGCUUGGUUGUUUCACCUCAUCCCCCACUGGAAUAGUCGGAAUGACAAACUGCCUUCGACAGGAGAUGGGUGGGGAGAAAAUUCGUUGUCUCUUUGCUCGUCCUGAAAUGAAAGGCAAAGUGAUGGAACAGUUUGAAGCUCUCAAGAAGUUGGACUUGGUCAUGAAUGUGUUUGAAGACGGCAAAUUUGGCUCCUACAGGCAUGUUCUGAUGGAGGACUCUUCAAGCGCCAUUGAAGAAACCGAGCAUGCGUACGUGAAUGUGCUGACGCGCGGAGAUCUCUCCUCUCUGCGUUGGAUCGCUUCUCACCUGAAAUACGCCCCGGGAUCCCAUGGAACCACGGAAUUGUGUACAGUCAACUAUACUUCACUGAACUUCCGUGACAUUAUGCUCGCUACAGGCAAACUACCACCCGAUGCUCUCCCAGGUGACCUUGCGCACCAGGACUGUAUUCUGGGCAUGGAAUUUUCUGGAAGGAAUCAGAAGCGCGAGAGGAUCAUGGGAUUGCUGCCUGCACAGGCUCUGGCGACCACGGUUGUGGCAGAUCAGCGGUUUACUUGGAAGGUACCGAAAGACUGGACCCUUGUACAAGCUGCUUCUGUUCCAGUGGUAUACUCCACAGCUUACUAUGCCCUGAAUGUCCGCGCCAACCUCAGGCCUGGAGAAUCUGUCCUCAUUCACUCUGGAUCAGGAGGAGUUGGUCAGGCUGCGAUCUCCAUCUGUCUCAAGAUGGGCUGUGAAGUGUUCACGACUGUAGGAACGAAGGACAAGAGGGAAUACCUGAUGGCGACCUUCCCAGAUCUGAAACCAGAAAACAUCGGAAACUCUCGGGACUUGUCGUUUGAACAAAUGGUUAUGCAUGGUACAAAUGGCCGUGGAGUCCAGGUUGUACUCAACUCUCUUGCUGAGGAGAAGUUGCAAGCUAGUCUUCGUUGCUUGGCUCGUCAUGGACGAUUCCUGGAAAUCGGAAAAUACGAUCUGUCAAACAACACUCCGCUAGGAAUGGCUUUGUUUCUCAAAAACGUGUCGUUCCAUGGAAUAUUGUUAGAUGCCAUUUUCGAGGAGGACAACCCGGAGUGGACUCAAGUGUCAGAACUUCUCACUAAUGGAAUCAAGUCAGGAGCAGUACGGCCUCUGAAAACCACAGUCUUCGACCGCGAUGAAAUUGAGCCCGCGUUCCGUUUCAUGGCCCAAGGCAAACACAUUGGCAAAGUGGUCAUCCAGGUCAGACCGGAAGACGAGUCCAAGUCAGUGGUCAAACUUGUGGCACAUGCGCGAAGCAUGUGUGAUCCCCGGAAGAGCUAUGUGGUCACUGGUGGCCUGGGUGGCUUUGGACUGGAACUUGCCCAUUGGUUGGUAGAGAGAGGUGCCCGCAAUCUGGUUCUUACAAGUCGAAGAGGCAUCCGCACUGGUUACCAGGCUCGUCGUGUCAAAGUAUGGCAGGAAAUGGGCGUCAAAGUCCUGUCACUCACUGAUGACGUAGGCACGAAAGAGGGCGCUACGUGUAUCGUGAAAAAAGCUCGUAAACUUGGUCCCUUGGGAGGAAUCUUUCAUCUGGCGGUGGUGCUGAAAGAUGGCUUGUUCGAGAAUCAGACUAUCGAAGCUUUCCAGGCUGUCAGCAAACCGAAGUACCACGGAACGAUUUAUCUUGACCAGUUGACACGAGAAAAAGAUGUAGCCAAAGAUCUUCACUGGUUCGUGGUGUUUUCGUCUGUGUCCAGUGGUCGUGGUAAUGCUGGACAGGCCAAUUAUGGAUUUGCCAACUCGGCCAUGGAGAGGAUCUGCGAGGAGCGUGUGAAGAGUGGCCUGCCUGGUGUGGCUAUUCAGUGGGGUGCUAUUGGAGAUGUUGGUUUAAUUCAGGAUACCAUGGGUGGCUCAAACGAAACUGUCAUUGGUGGUACGCUACCACAGCGCAUGAGCAGCUGCUUAGCUGUCCUGGAUAGAUUCUUAUCGCAGGCUCACCCAGUGAUGUCCUCGUACGUACUGGCAUCAAAGAUAACGACUAAGGGAGACAAGGGGUCUGGAUCCGACCUGGUUGGAGCCGUUGCGCACAUUCUCGGAGUCAAAGAUAUUUCGACUAUAAACCCCGACACGACGCUAGCUGAUCUAGGUCUGGAUUCUCUUAUGGGAGUUGAAGUCCGUCAGACCUUGGAACGAGACUUCGAUAUUCAGAUGAGCAUGAAAGACGUGCGCCUGUUGACAGUGAACAAAAUGCGAGACCUGACAAGUGGUGGUUCACCCAAGGAAACUGAUAAGGGAGCAGAUAGAGGAAGGAACUCUGAAGAAGCCAAACUUGAGAUUAGCCUUCCAGAGAUAGGCAUGCAGUCUUUAGUUCACUUGAACGACGUGAAGAACCAUCAGAAACCACUCUUUGUGAUCCACAACAUCAACGGUACUGUGGAACCUUUACGUACCCUUGCUAGGAAUCUCUCUUGUCCCGUGUUUGGUCUGCAAUACACUGUUACCUCCCCCAAGGACUCCAUCCAGUCUCUCUCUGCCAGCUACAUCCAGUGCAUACGGGAUAUUGUUGCCCAGGGCCCUUACCGUUUGGCUGGCUACUCGUUUGGAGCGUGCGUGGCUAUCGAGAUGGCACUGCAACUCGAGAAGACAAACGAAGUUGAGAGUUUAAUAUUGUUGGAUGGAUCCCACAAGUACGUGGAAGCCCGUACAAUUUGGCACCGAAACAGGCUCACUGUGGAGCAAGGAUCCUGGGAGUCGAGUGCUGUGGCAGAGGGGCUUUGUACCUUGGCCCCUCAAUACGCCCCCAUCGACAAGGUGAAGCUCCUGGAAGCGCUUCAGAGGGAGACGUCCAUUGAGAAACAGGUACAACUGACAGCGAGCGCCAUCGCUGAGGCUAAGCCAAUACUGAACAAGGAAACCAUUGCAACGUUCAUCUCGUGCUUUAUGGCUCUGCUGCGCAUGGGCGAGGAGUACAAGGUGACUUCGCGUCUCCGUGGCAAAGUUCAUCUCAUUCGCGCCAAAACUGUGGACGAGAUGGGCAAGAGUCUUGGUGACGACUUCAGUCUAAGAGAUGUCUGCGACGGCGGUGUGGCCCUGAGUUGGGUGGAUGGAGAUCACGAGUCGUUCCUUCAGAAUGAGAGCGCUGUCGAGACGGCGAAUAUAAUCACCAAGGCUUGGAGCAAUUGAACUUGAUUGACAUUUCUAGGACAACAAUGUUGAAGUGAAGAAUACACGACCUUUCUUUAGAAAGAGACCGACAGAAGAAAAGACAUUGCUUUGCGAGAAAACUGUGCGCCAAUAUUCAAAGUAGAACAGUUACAGUUAUUUUUUAGUUUAAAUGAGUGCUGCUAACAGCAUUCGACUUAGUUUGUCUUCACCCAGACUAGAAAUUAAUGGUCUCUCAGAAUGACACUACUGAUCUUUUGCCGUUGGUUGACCAUUUCAAAUGCGUCGUAAAUAUUUUGUUGGCAAUUUCGUUUCACAUUUUUCCAAAUUUACACGGCGGAGAUCGGAACAAAUAUAAAUGUGUGUUCCUCAGUCCAAAAAAUCGGGGAUUGAGUUUGGGGUGUUGUAAAUAAAUAUCAUAUGAUAGUAAUCUAUUAUUCUUUGAAUUAAAUUAUAUUUCAGCUAUUUCAGAUAUUUGACACAAAAAAAUGAAACACAAAAAUAAAAUUAUUAUUCUGGAGUAUUUAAUAGGUGCUAUUUACAGGGUCUUCGUGUCGCAGUUAAUUUAUCGGUUUAAGUACAAAUGGACAGUAAUAAUUGUUUUUCUGUAGGUACGUGAAUGUUAAAGUAGAGACUGAAUUUAGUAAAUAAAUUACGCUCUUUAAAGAGUAAUUUUGACGUGCUUGAUGUCUCGUUCUCACUGAGUUGAAUAGCUUUGCCGAAGGCAGUCCAUACUAAAAAUAAAUUGUGUUAAGAUCAAAUUAGCAUUUAAAUUCAGCUGCCAUUUUCUGACUAGUCGAAACGACCACGAGAAUUAGUUCCUCAAAC
Molecule: messenger RNA, 8937 nt
Organism: Orbicella faveolata
Lineage: Eukaryota; Metazoa; Cnidaria; Anthozoa; Scleractinia; Merulinidae
Product: fatty acid synthase-like
Biological process (GO): fatty acid biosynthetic process
Molecular function (GO): phosphopantetheine binding; 3-oxoacyl-[acyl-carrier-protein] synthase activity; oxidoreductase activity
Source: RefSeq, a predicted model, not a curated record